Haliotis rufescens (red abalone) is the source of this 1903-nucleotide messenger RNA. RefSeq names its product glyoxylate/hydroxypyruvate reductase A-like. The record is from RefSeq and is a predicted model, not a curated record. The transcript has 11 exons. The coding region runs from base 78 to 1118 and encodes 346 amino acids. Gene Ontology annotation, molecular function: NAD binding. Lineage: Eukaryota; Metazoa; Mollusca; Gastropoda; Lepetellida; Haliotidae.
CUUCUUCCAUGUAAGAAGUCGUGUCGAUAACAUUGCAGGAAACAUUACAACGAUUAUUGUCUGUCUUAAACACUUAUAUGUCGGUGGUAUUCAGCACCAUGAUCAGGAACCAGAAAAGACCUGUUGUACUUACCGCGUUCCCAACUGACCACGUCAACACUGUCCUAGAACGCCAGGAUCCCCUGCUUGACUUCCGGCGUGUUAUACUGAAAGCAUGGUGGUCUUCAGAGUAUCUCCAAGCCACUGACAAAGCCGACUGGAAGGAUGUAGAAAUUUAUUUUGGACCCAUCUGCUUCGUGGCUCAAAACCUUCACCUGCUACCCAAUCUGAAGUGGAUUCAAACGGCGGAGGCAGGAGUUGAUACACUGUUGAAGAUCAAAAGAGAUCUGUCAUCUGACGUAACGGUGUCCCGUAACGCCGUGACCUUCAAACGUUCCAUCUCCCAGUAUGUAAUUGGUCAAAUCAUAUCUGCCAACAUGAACUUCCAACAUUUCCAGAGGAUGCAAAACCAACGCACAUGGGACAGAGUGAUCUCUAGCUCUGGACUGAAACACCUCAGCUCCUGUUCGGUUGGGAUACUGGGGAUUGGAGCUAUCGGCGGCGAAGUUGCCCGUGCAUGCAAAUACUGGGAUAUGACUGUGUGGGGAAUGAAACGAUCUAAAGUCACGGAGGAAGAGAGGAGCGAAUUCGUGGAUGAGUACAGACAACCACGUGGUCUCCCCGAGAUCCUGUCCUCCUGUGAUUUCCUGGUCAACAUCCUGCCCUCCACACCUGAGACUCAGGGGCUCCUGAAUGGAGACGUCCUGUCCUACUGUAGCCAGCAGCCUCUAUUCAUCAACGUUGGGCGCGGCGACGUCAUUGACGACGACAGUCUGAUUGCAGCACUCAGAAAGGGAUGGCUGUCGGGAGCUGUUCUCGACGUCUUCACUGAGGAGCCCUUGCCCCAGAAUAGUCCGCUGUGGGGUGAGGAGGGCGUGGUCAUCACACCCCACGCCUCUAAUCAGAGUGAUAAUAUGGACUCGUAUAAACAGCUGGCGACCAUGUUUUUGGCCAACUAUAAUCGUUACGUGACCGGACAAGCACUGGAGAACAUUGUGGACAUCGACAGAGGAUAUUGACCGUUAGGAUAUGCAAGAUGAAGAACCUGAAUGGCUCAACGCUUCUGUUGUGUUGUUGGAUUGACUUUACUAAACAGUCGACUCUCCUGCUGUAGACUAAGAGUAUUUAGACCUUGAGCAUAUUUUGUAGUCAGGCAUCUGGUUAAACCAUUCAAUGAUUAUUGAUAAACAUGUGAGGUUUAUUGAAUGAAAAAUAAGGAUUUUAAGUAAUUGGUGUUGUUCUGUGCAUUCGUCAAAUUUACUACUUGUAUUUAAGAAAUAAACGAGUUGAUGUUGUACAUCGUACAAUAAAACACUGUAGGGAGAAUAAACGAUGAGGGGCCAUGCAGAAUUUAUAUAACAAGUAACUAUCACUCGUUUAUUUCUUAAGUUCAAGUAGUAACUUUGAUGAACGCACAAUGCAACUUAAAAUCCUUUGUGUUUACUCAAAAAACUUCACAUGUUCAUUUCUUGUAUGAGAUAUAUCAACAUUAUCAAUCUUAUAUCAACAUUAUCAAUCUGAUAUCAACAUUAUCAAUCUUAUAUCAACAUUAUGUACGACCCCUUUAAGGAUGUCAAGAAAUUGUUCAAACUUUAUGAAAAUAGUUACCCGUAUUUUAAUGUUUAAUGAAUCCCUGAAUAGAAUCCGACCUCUACAAUGUUGGACAAUUCCAUUUUAUGAAUAGGUGGCUUAAGUUUGGUAUUUCCCGCAUAUUCUCACAAUCCUCACGUCGAUUAUCCAAUCUCAUUAAAAUCAGAUCUUAGUUCUCAUUACCGCUAAACAAAGAUCUGAGGACAUCCCAUUA